AUGGAAAGUCAAAAAUUAUACGAAAAGAGUAACGAUAAAGAUUCUCAAUUUGCUAAAGCAUUACAUGGAGAAAGUUAUAAAAAAACUGGAUUAAGUGCUAUUUUAGCUAAAGGUAAAGAUGCCAGUGAAUUAGCUAAUAGUGGAUAUUUCAAACAUUGGGAUGGAGGAGUUGCUAAAGAAGAUGAAGAUAAAAGAUUAGAUGAUUAUAAUAGAUUAACUCAUCAUUACUAUAAUUUAGUUACUGAUUUUUAUGAAUAUGGAUGGGGAUCAUCAUUCCAUUUUUCAAGAUAUUAUAGAGGUGAAGCUUUCAGACAAGCUACUGCUAGACAUGAACAUUUCUUAGCUCAUAAAAUGAAUAUUAAAGAAGGUAUGAAAGUUUUAGAUGUUGGAUGUGGUGUUGGUGGACCAGCUAGAGAAAUUUGUAGAUUUACUGAUUGUAAUAUUGUUGGAUUAAAUAAUAAUGAUUAUCAAAUUGAAAGAGCUAAUCAUUAUGCUCAAAAAUACCAUUUAGAUGAUAAAUUAUCAUUUGUUAAAGGUGAUUUCAUGCAAAUGGAUUUCGAACCAGAAACUUUCGAUGCAGUUUAUGCUAUUGAAGCCACUGUUCAUGCCCCAGUUUUAGAAGGUGUUUAUUCUGAAAUUUAUAAAGUUUUAAAACCAGGUGGUACUUUCGGUGUUUACGAAUGGGUUAUGACUGAUAAUUAUGAUGAAAGUAAUGAAGAACAUCGUAAAAUCGCUUAUGGUAUUGAAGUUGGUGAUGGUAUUCCAAAAAUGUAUCCAAGAUCAGUUGCUGAACAAGCUUUAAAGAAUGUUGGAUUUGAAAUCGAAUACGAAAAAGAUUUAGCUGAUGUUAAUGAUGAAAUUCCUUGGUAUUAUCCAUUAGCUGGAGAAUUUAAAUAUGUUCAAACCUUAUCCGAUUAUUUCACAAUUUUCAGAACUUCAAGAAUUGGUAGAUUUGUUACAACUGAAGCUUGUGGAUUAUUAGAAAAAGUUGGAUUAGCUCCAAAAGGAACUAAACAAGUUACUAUUGCUUUAGAAGAUGCUGCUGUUAAUUUAGUUGAAGGUGGUAAACAAAAAUUAUUUACUCCAAUGAUGUUAUUCGUCUGUAAAAAACCUUUAAAAGAAUAA
Molecule: messenger RNA, 1125 nt
Organism: Yamadazyma jaroonii
Lineage: Eukaryota; Fungi; Ascomycota; Pichiomycetes; Serinales; Debaryomycetaceae
Source: the annotation of a GenBank genome assembly